Selaginella moellendorffii is the source of this 2759-nucleotide messenger RNA. RefSeq names its product galactoside 2-alpha-L-fucosyltransferase-like. The transcript is spliced from 4 exons. Lineage: Eukaryota; Viridiplantae; Streptophyta; Lycopodiopsida; Selaginellales; Selaginellaceae. The record is from RefSeq and is a predicted model, not a curated record. Gene Ontology annotation, molecular function: galactoside 2-alpha-L-fucosyltransferase activity. Gene Ontology annotation, biological process: xyloglucan biosynthetic process; cell wall biogenesis. The coding region runs from base 27 to 1655 and encodes 542 amino acids. Gene Ontology annotation, cellular component: membrane; Golgi apparatus.
GUUAGCUCAAUGUUGCUUGGGAACAGAUGAGGCGCAGGGAAUCCCCAGCAAUCCAGCUCGAUCUCUCGCGCCCUCCAGCGCAUCCAGGGAAAAGAAUGCCGUCACUGAAGUUCCUGACCAUGGUGCUCCUCUCCUGCCUGGUAUUCUCUUCUCUCCUCGCGCUAAGAUUCGCCAGGUUCUCGCGGCUGGAUCCAGGGUCGAUAGCGCUGAGCCGACGAGCGAUUCCUUCACACUGGCAAAAUCCACCGCAAGGUGAUCGGCAGGGCAUGGAUGGAUUGCUCGCUCCCCGCGAUCGAGAGGAUCGCUGCCACAGUAGAUCCCGGCACCACUUGUAUCGCCAGCCUUCACGAUUCAAGCCCUCAAAGUAUCUGGUUUCCAAGCUUCGCCAAUACGAGGCCUUGCAUCAAAGGUGUGCUCCAGAGGCAGAGAAAUCCAGGCAAGAUGGUGGCGGUGGAAGUUCUUGCCAGUUUCUAGUCUGGGUCUCAUACAGUGGCCUAGGGAACAAGCUGGUGACUUUGGCAGCCACUUUUCUCUACGCUCUACUCACGGAUAGAGUUUUGCUGGUCGAUCCAGGGGUGGACUUGGAGGAGCUCCUGUGCGAGCCUUUCCCAGGUUCUUCAUGGCUUCUCCCAUCGAGCUUUCCUCGAGAGUGGCUGCGUGGUCUCAACGAAUCCUCGCAGCAUAGAUUUGGCUCCAUUGUCCGCGACGCAGGAAAGUGUGUUCCCGAUGCCAGUCACUUGAUCGCCGCUCCAGGCAAGGUGUAUAUCCAUCUCACUCACACCUACGACGAACAGGAUCGCAGGUUUUUCUGCGAGGGCGAGCAGGAGUUCUUGAGAAAGGUGCCGUGGCUCUUCAUCAAGUCGAACAACUAUUUUGUUCCAAGCUUCUACUUCAUGCCAACGUUUCGAGCGGAGCUGGAGAGGAUGUUUCCGGAGCGAGAGACUGUGUUCCAUCACCUUGGGAGGUACUUGCUUCAUCCAUCAAACUCGGUGUGGGCUCGAACAACGAGAUACUACGAGAGCUAUCUAGGCGGAGCAGAGCUGCUGGUCGGCCUCCAGCUCCGGACGUUCGAAGGCUCGAUCGAGGCAUUCUCGAACCAGGUCCUGGAAUGCGUCGUCGAGAACAAGAUGCUUCCCAAUGUCACUCGCGACGACGAAGCUAGCAGACUGAUUGAUGGCGGAGAAGACAGAUCAAUCUCCGUGCUGAUAACUUCACUCCACCAGAUUUACUACGAGCGACUGCGAGACAUGUACGUCAUGUUUCCUACGGAAGAUCUUUCGCGAGUCAAGGUGCACUUGCCGAGCCACGAAGGGGUGCAAAAGACCGAUACUUCCGACCAUGACAAGAAGGCGCUCAUGGAGAUCUUCCUCCUCUCCUUUUGCGACACUUUGGUGACCAGUCCCAUGUCCACGUUUGGCUACGUUGCACAGGGCUUGGCUGGUUUGAGACCGCGGGUUUUACGCAGGCUGGAAGACGAUCCCACUCAACCGGCUUGCUCCAGUGUCCUCUCCGUGGAUCCGUGCUUCCACGCUCCUCCACUUUACGACUGUGACUGCAAAGGUGGCAGGGAUCCCGGCAAGGUUUUGGACGCUGUCAAACACUGCCAGGACGUGAAGUGGGGGAUCCAACUUGUCAACAAUCCGAGCGACGAGUAGAAAGCAGCAGCAGCAUGUAUUGACGAAAAUAAGGCCUUUUCAAUAAAAACGAGAGAAGAGUCUGGCAAAGAACUUUGGAACUGAACGGUGGAGUGUCUGCUAGUAGUUACAAGUUGUUCUCUUUUGCGCUCUCUGGCUCUUCACGGCCAGCUGCUGCAGCGGAAACGCAAUCUACCAAGGCACCCCCAACCGCCUCCCCAUUGGCUUCGCGCGAGAGACGAUAGUCAGCGCUGCUUACAAAGUGCUCAACCGGAUCCAGGUGGGCGACGCGUACCCCGCCGGCAAGUCCUUCUCAGACUACGUCCAAGUCGGCUCGAUGCAGAUCAACCUCAGCUUCUGGUUCCUCAAGAAGGCGAACGAGCGCGGCUACUGCAACGCGGCCGUGGAUCGCAGCGUGACCGCGUUCGGACAGGAACUGAAGGACGGCCUGCUGCCACUCUACCUCGACCUCAUGCGCCUAGUGAGGAGACAAGGCUUCGACUUUCUCAUCCUGGCCAAGGACAACUACAUGGCCAUGUACAGCUUGGAUCCUCCAGAGUGGCCGCAGCUAACGGACGAGUCGAUCGAGCCGGCUAGUUUCGGAGACUGCUGGGUCUUCCUCACCGGCAUCACGAACGCGAUCUACAAGUUUCUCAGGGUAGGCCUCUCUAUCCUGUCCGCAAGCAGGGCCUACGAGCUGAUCAUGCAAACCGACUGCAACCUGGUUCUCUACGACUUGGGCCAUUCGCAGUCGCUGUGGUCGUCGGAAACGAACGGGAAGGGCGACAGCUGCUACGCGGUCGUCCAGACGGACGGAAACUUUGUGGUGUACGACGGCAAAGGCGUGGCCCUGUUCACGACCAACACGUACUGCCGCCUCCCCUGUUACGAUGCCACUUCCCUGGUGGUGGGCGACGAUGGCGUGCUUCGCUUGUUUAACAAUUGGCUGGCCAUUCGUCUCUGGUCGAGCGAUGGAAAACCAUUGUAGAAGCCGCCAUUUUUCUUAGAUAUGCCCGGAAUAUGCCAUAGUAUCUAUAUUUAUUCUAGACUAAUCUUGUGUGUUUAGUGUUAACAAGCUACAUUUCUGGUAUAUUCGAAAACUGACCUAGAAGGAUAUUCCUUAAA